GGUCGGGCGCCGUUUUUGUUUCUGUUUCUGUUUCUGCUUCUGCUUCCCCUUUGCGCUUUUUGUGGUUAAGUGCGCGCACUCAAGGUGAAAAUUAUAUUGAGUUCUUUCGAGUGCCAUUUCGAGUGUGUCUAUGAGUAUGUGGCCAUAAAAUUUGAUUUGCAAAAGUUAUUCAAUUUACGAUCAGUGCUCCCAUAUACAUACAUACACACACACAUACAUAUAUACAUAUAUGUGAUCGAUCUGAUGAUUCAACUAUAGCAACUAUUAAGCCAACGUAAAAAUAUCUCUGCAAGCAAAUCUGUAAAGCGCACAACACAACAGUUUAGAUUACAAAUCCGAGCACUUGCUAUAUAACUGAAACGGAUACAGCAUAUAGCAUACAGCGGCAACGAGGACAGCGACAAAUCUUUGCAAUUAACUCGCAUAAACGGCUACAAACAAAACAAAGGCAAUUAAACGCAGAGUCGGGAGCCGGCGGGAGCGGGCGGAGACCACCCAUCGACAAUCUGCACACCAUACACAACAAUCUAGAAUCUGCUGUUGCGGCCCACAUCCUCCGACAUGGGCGACAAUAUAAUUGGCUCGGCAAGCUUCCUCCACUUGGGCGACAUUGUUUCACUCUAUGCGGAGGGCAGCGUUUGCGGUUUCUUGAGCACACUCGGUCUGGUGGAUGAUCGAACCGUUGUGUGCCCCGAGGCUGGAGAUUUGAGUUGUCCGCCCAAAAAGUUUAGAGAUUGCCUCAUCAAAAUAUGCCCCAUGAAUCGGUAUUCUGCGCAGAAGCAGUUCUGGAAGGCAGCCAAGCAGUCGGCCAGCUCCAACACAGAUCCCAAUCUGCUGAAGCGUUUGCACCAUGCCGCCGAAAUUGAGAAGAAGCAAAACGAAACGGAGAACAAGAAGCUGCUGGGCACCUUCAUACAGUACGGCCGGGCUGUGGUGCAGCUGCUCCACUUGAAGUCGAACAAGUAUCUGACGGUUAACAAGCGUCUGCCCUCGCUGCUGGAGAAGAAUGCGAUGCGUGUCUAUUUGGAUGCGAAUGGCAAUGAGGGCUCUUGGUUUUACAUAAAGCCGUUCUAUAAGCUGCGCUCCAUUGGCGACUACGUCGUGGUGGGCGACAAGGUGAUUCUCAGUCCGGUGAAUGCCGAUCAGCAGAAUCUGCACGUGGCCGCCAACUAUGAGCUGCCCGACAAUCCCGGCUGCAAGGAGGUCAACGUACUCAAUUCGUCCACCUCGUGGAAAAUCUCACUGUUCAUGGAGCACAAGGAGAACCAGGAGCACAUACUCAAGGGCGGCGACGUAGUGCGUCUCUUUCACGCCGAGCAGGAAAAGUUUCUUACCAUGGACGAGUACAAGAAACAGUACCAUGUCUUUCUGCGCACCACGGGCCGCACCAGUGCCACAGCGGCGACCAGCAGCAAGGCGCUCUGGGAGAUCGAGGUGGUGCAGCACGACUCGUGUCGAGGUGGCGCCGGCGACUGGAAUUCUCUGUAUCGUUUCAAGCAUCUGGCGACGGGUCACUAUUUGGCUGCCGAGUCCGAAUCUGAUGUGGCGGCCGGAACAGUUGCUGCCAACGCUCAUGAAUCCUUGCUGGGCGACUGUAGCAAAGACUCGGGACUUAGCUCUACAAUGAACUCCACCCUGAAUGAGAAACCGAAAGGCAAGCUAUAUCGUUUGGUCUCCGUGCCCUAUUCGGCCGACAUAGCCUCUGUGUUUGUGCUGGAUGCGACGACAAUGGCCCGGCCGGAUAGCCUGGUGCCGCAGUCGAGCUAUGUGCGACUGCAGCACAUUUGCUCGAACACGUGGGUGCAUGCGACAUCGAUACCCAUCGAUGUGGACGACGAUAAGCCGGUCAUGUCCAAGGUCUGCUGCUCGCCCAUCAAAGAGGACAAGGAGGCCUUUGCCCUGAUACCCGUGUCGCCGGUGGAGGUGCGCGAUCUGGACUUUGCCAACGAUGCGUGCAAAGUGCUGGCCAUGGUGACCAGCAAGCUGGACAAUGGCAGCAUUUCGAUCAAUGAGCGGCGCGCUCUCAUCUCGCUGCUGCAGGACAUUGUGUACUUCAUAGCCGGCAUGGAGAACGAGCAGAACAAGACCAAGGCGCUGGAGUUUACCAUCAAGAAUCCCAUACGCGAUCGGCAGAAGCUGCUGCGCGAGCAGUACAUACUCAAGCAGCUGUUCAAGAUCUUGCACGGUCCCUUCCAGGAGCACAGUGCGGGCGAUGGGCCGUUCCUGCGGUUGGACGAGCUCAGCGAUCCCAAGAAUGCGCCCUACAAGAACAUCUUCAGGCUGUGCUAUCGGAUAUUGCGGCUCUCGCAGCAGGAUUACCGCAAGAACCAGGAGUACAUAGCCAAACACUUUGGCCUGAUGCAGAAACAGAUCGGCUAUGACAUCCUGGCCGAGGAUACAAUCACCGCGCUGCUGCACAACAAUCGCAAGCUGCUGGAGAAGCACAUCACGGCCGCCGAGAUCGAGACCUUUGUGGGGCUCGUGCGCAAGAACAUGCACAACUGGGACUCGCGCUUCCUCGAUUAUCUGUCCGAUCUGUGCGUCUCGAAUCGCAAGGCCAUUGCCGUCACCCAAGAGCUGAUCUGCAAGAGCGUGCUCAGCGACAAGAACGUCGACAUUCUGAUCGAUACACAAAUCAAGGCGCUCCGCGGCGAUGCUGCCGUGCGCUGCUACAAAGGCGCCUCCGAGGAUGUCUGCCUCGCCACGCUCACCGAGGUGGCCGGCGAUGACGAGGAUCGCUCCGAUCUGCAGUCCAACUCCACCACGAGCACCUGGGACAGUGCCAGCCUCAACGGUGAGGCCGAGAAGUAUGAAAUACAUUUGCAGUGGAAGGGCCAACCGUCAUCGCGCUCCAUGGCGGAUCUGGCCAGCAGCGUAGCCGACGGCUGCGAACAGGAAGCGGCCAUAUUGAACUAUUAUCGCCAUCAGCUGAAUCUGUUCUCGAACAUGUGCCUGAACCGGCAGUACCUGGCCCUGAACAGGCUCUCGCCCCAACUGGAUAUUGAUCUGAUACUAAAAUGCAUGUCCGAUGAGACAAUGCCCUAUGAGCUGCGUGCAUCCUUUUGUCGCCUGAUGCUGCACAUGCAUGUCGAUCGUGACCCCCAGGAGCCAGUGACGCCUGUGAAAUACGCGCGACUAUGGAGCGAGAUACCCUCCAAGAUGUCCAUUAUGGACUACGAUGGCAAGAAUCUGCAGCCGGAUCAGAACAAACAGGCCUGUCGUGCCAAGUUCAAUACGACCAUCGCAUUCGUGGAGAACUAUCUGUGCAAUGUGGCCACCAAGGUGUGGCUGUUCACGGAUCAGGAGCAGAACAAGCUGACCUUUGAGGUGGUCAAGCUGGCCCGGGACUUGAUAUACUUUGGUUUCUAUAGCUUCAGCGAUCUGCUGCGCCUGACCAAGACGCUGUUAUCCAUUCUGGACUGCGUGUCGGAGACCUCAAGUGGCGGCGGAUAUGUCAACGCGGAUAUUGAAUCUGUCGAAGAGGAGACGAGCAACGAGGCCGAGGGCGGCGUGCUGCGCUCCAUUGGGGACAUGAGCACGGUGAUGACCUCUCUGGCGCUGGGCUCAGUGGGCCAGGCGAUUGCGGCGCCCGCCAUAGCGCUGCAGCAGCGCAAGUCUGUGUCGCAGCUGAUGAAGGAAUACCCGCUGGUCAUGGACACCAAGCUGAAGAUCAUUGAGAUACUGCAGUUCAUCCUGGAUGUGCGCCUGGACUACAGAAUCAGCUGUUUGCUCUCCAUUUUCAAGCGCGAGUUCGACGAGUCCGAGGUGCUUGCCCAGACGCAAACCGGCCCCAACGAGGAACAGACUCCGCCCGCCACUGCAGGCACCACGGACUCGGAGCAGAUAGCCGCUGCGGAGGCUGCCAUGGCUGCAGCAGCCGCGGCUGCCACGGCGGCGGCGGCACGCCAAAAGAAUAUCGAUCUGGAAUCGAUUGGCGUGCAGGCCGAGGGCAUCUUUGACUGCGAGCGCAGCGAUGCGGCCAACUUGGAUUUGGAUGGCCAAGGCGGACGCACUUUUCUGCGCGUGCUGCUGCACCUCAUCAUGCACGACUAUGCGCCGCUCGUCUCGGGUGCACUGCAUCUGCUCUUCCGUCACUUUAGCCAGCGCCAGGAGGUGUUGCAGGCCUUCAGACAGGUGCAACUGCUCGUCUCCGACAGCGAUGUGGAGUCCUACAAGCAGAUCAAAUCCGACCUGGACAUAUUGCGGCAGAGUGUGGAGAAGUCGGAGCUGUGGGUGUACAAGGCCAAGGCGACGGACGAGCUGGGUGUCAGCGAAGUCGCCGGCGGUGCGGAUAGUCUGGAAUAUGAUGCCACGCUGUCGCCGGAGCAGCGCGGCGAGUAUCAGAAGGUCAAGGAGAUACUCAUACGCAUGAACAAGUUCUGUGUGACGGCCGGUCCCAUUGUCAGGCCACGCAAACACGAACAGCGCCUGCUGCGCAAUGUGGGCGUGCACACGGUUGUGCUCGAUCUGCUGCAGAAUCCCUAUGACGAGAAGGACGACGUGCUGAUGAAGGAGCUCAUGUGUCUGGCCCACGAGUUUCUGCAAAACUUUUGCCUGGGCAAUCAACAGAAUCAAGUACUGCUGCACAAUCAUCUCGACUUGUUCCUCAAUCCAGGCAUACUCGAGGCGAAGACAGUCUGCGCCAUCUUCAAGGACAAUUUGGCGCUGUGCAACGAGGUGACCGACAAGGUGGUCCAACACUUUGUGCACUGCAUCGAGAUCCAUGGCCGGCAUGUGGCCUACUUGCAGUUCCUGCAGACGAUCGUCAAGGCGGAGAAUCAGUUCAUACGCAAGUGCCAGGACAUGGUGAUGCAGGAGCUCAUCAAUGCCGGCGAGGAUGUGCUGGUCUUCUACAACGACAAGACCUCGUUUCAGCACUUUGUCCAGAUGAUGCAGCAGCAGCAGCAGCGCCGCCAGCCGCUCAGCGACGACAGCCCGCUAAAGUACCAUGUGGAGCUGGUGAAGCUGCUCGCCUGCUGCACCAUGGGCAAGAACGUCUACACGGAGAUCAAGUGCAACAAUCUGCUGUCGCUGGACGAUAUUGUGACCAUCAUUUGCCAUCCGCUGUGCAUGCCCGAGGUAAAGGAAGCGUAUGUGGACUUUCUCAAUCAUUGCUACAUCGACACCGAGGUGGAAAUGAAGGAGAUCUACGCCUCCGGCCACAUGUGGAGCCUUUUCGAGAAGAGCUUCCUGGUCGACCUCAAUCUCUUGGUUUCGAACAGCACAGCCGCCGCCAACAAGACCCUGCUGGCAUAUGUCUUAAAUGGCGUAACCAAUUUGCUGGGCAGCUUCUUCUCGAGCCCCUUCUCCGACCAGAGCACCAUAGUCCAGUCGCGCCAGCUAAUUUUCGUGCAGCUGCUGCAGGCCACGUACCGGCUCACCCAAUGCAAGUGGCUGCCGCUAGCGGAUCGCUUCAAUGUGGAGACCUGCAUUCGUACGCUGACCGAAUCGGCCAAGAUGCGCAGCAUUGUGCUGCCGGUGGAGCUGGAGCAGCAGGUGGCCAACAUGUCCAGCAAGACGGCGAUGCUGACGCGCCAGACCGCCAAGUGGCUGCUGGCCUCCAAGCAGCCCAAGUACGAGACCCAACAGUCGGCCCAGCUAAUGCGCUGGGAUCGCUCCAUCAUUGAAGGACUGCAGGACAUUGUCUCGUUGCUGGAGGAUCAACUGAAGCCGGUCGUCGAAGCGGAGCUCUCACUGCUGGUCGAUAUACUCUAUCGCUCCGAGCUGCUGUUCCCAGCCGGCACCGAGGCGCGCAAGCGCUGCGAAAGCGGAGGCUUCAUUCGCAAGCUGAUCAAGCACACGGAGAAGCUGCUGGAGGAGAAGGAGGAGCGCAUGUGCGUCAAGGUGCUGCGCACCCUGCGCGAAAUGAUGGCCAUUGAUGUCAACUAUGGCGAAAAGGGCGAUGCGCUGCGCGAGACGCUCCUGCUGCGCUACUUCCAGUGCAAGAGUGCGCCCAAACUGGAGGACGAGCAUCCACAUCUGCCGGCCGCCAUGGCUGCUGCGGCAGCUGUGGCUGCGGCGGCGGCGACCUCCGACUCAGCCAAGCAGCUGCAUUUGGUCACCCAUGGACCUGGCGCCAAGUAUCUUGCACGUGCUGGCAAAACGCUGCACGAGAUGCAGAAUCAUCUGGACCGCGAGGGCGCCUCGGAUUUGGUCGUGGAGCUGGUCAUCAAAUCGGUGCAUUCGCCCAACAUCUUUGUCGAAGCCGUUGAGCUGGGCAUAGCGCUGCUCGAGGGCGGCAAUCCGAUCAUACAGAAGGGCAUGUUCCAGAAGUUUCUCAGCGACGAUCUGAACCAGGCGUUCUUCAAGGUCUUCUUCGAGAAGAUGAAGGAUGCCCAGCAGGAGAUUAAAUCGACGGUGUCCGUCAACACCACAGACAUUGCGGCCAAGGCGCACGAGCAUAAGCAGGACGGCAAUCUGGAGCUGGACAAGAUCUCGCGCAAGCACGGCCUCAAGAGCAACGGCGUCGUCAUCACGGAUGAACUGAAGCGGGAGCUGCACAAUGCCGGCCUGGCCACAGCGCGUGCCUAUGGCAAUGCGCGGAACAUACACUCCGGCGAGGAGAGCUCGGCGAUCAGUGUGAACAGCCCCUUAGAGGAUAUACUGGCCGAGAAGCUGGAGAAGCAUCGCGACAGCAAGGAGCAGCGCAAUCAGCUGUCCAACAAGGUGCUCGUCAUGCAGCCUAUUCUGCGUUUCCUGCAGCUACUCUGCGAGAAUCACAAUCCCGAUCUGCAGAAUCUGCUGCGCAAUCAGAACAACAAGACCAACAACAAUCUCGUCUCCGAGACGCUCAUGUUUCUCGACUGCAUCUGCGGCUCUACCACGGGCGGCCUGGGCCUGCUCGGUCUCUACAUCAAUGAGCACAACGUGGCGCUGAUCAACCAGACGCUGGAGACGCUCACCGAGUACUGCCAGGGGCCGUGCCAUGAGAACCAGAACUGUAUUGCCACCCACGAGUCGAACGGUCUGGACAUCAUUACCGCCUUGAUAUUGAACAACAUAAAUCCGCUGGGCGAGAACCGCAUGGAUCUGGUGCUGGAGCUAAAGAAUAAUGCCUCCAAGCUGUUGCUGGCCAUCAUGGAGAGUCGCGGCGAUAGCGAGAAUGCGGAGCGCAUACUCUACAACAUGAAUCCCAAGCAGCUGGUCGAAGUCGCCUGCAAGGCCUAUCACCAGGAGGAGCUCAUCGACGAGCAGGACGACGCGGACGAGCCGAGUGCCGCAACAGAUGAUGAUGACGCAACGGUUAGCCCACGCGAGGUCGGACACAACAUCUACAUACUCUGCCACCAGCUGGCGCAGCACAACAAGGAACUGGCCGCCUUACUAAAAGCGUCGGAGGAUCCUCAAUCGGCCAGUUUCGAUGCCAAAACAAGUCAGGCACUCAUGUACUACGCAACGCACACGGCCCAAAUUGAGAUUGUUCGCAAUGAUCGCACACUGGAACAAAUUGUUUUUCCCAUACCUGAAAUUUGCGAGUACUUAACAACGGAUACGAAAAUCAAAAUACUGAACACGGCGGAACGCGAUGAUCAGGGCUCCAAAGUGGCGGAUUUCUUUGACAAAGCCGAGGAGAUGUUCAAUGAGAUGAAAUGGCAAAAGAAACUGCGAAGUCAGCCGCUGCUCUUCUGGAUUAGCAGCUACAUGUCCCUGUGGAGCAAUAUACUCUUCAACUGCGUUGUUGUGAUCAAUAUGAUUGUGGCUUUCUUCUAUCCCUUUGAUAAUACUGUGCCAGAGCUCAGCUCGCACAUUUCGCUGCUCUUCUGGGCCAUUCUGAUAUUCUCGCUGGUAAUAGUAAUUACGCUACCUCGCGAAUCGGGCAUACGCACAUUCAUUGGCUCCGUAAUUCUUCGUUUUAUAUUUAUGCUUGGCCCGGAGUCGACACUGUGUUUGCUGGGCGUCGUUACGGUGACUCUGAAGAGCGUUCAUAUCGUGAGCAUCAUGGGCAACAAGGGCACGCUGGAAAAGCAUUUCCUCAAGAUCAUCACCGACUUUCAGCUGCUCUACCAUUGCAUUUAUAUAGCCUUUUGCUUUUGUGGACUCAUUUUCCAUCCGUUCUUCUACUCCCUGCUGCUCUUCGAUGUGGUCUACCGGGAGGAGACGCUGGUCAACGUGAUUCGCUCGGUUACCCGAAACGGACGCUCAAUUGUUUUGACCGCCGUGCUGGCAUUGAUUCUGGUCUAUCUCUUCUCCAUCAUUGGCUACAUGUUCUUCAAAGACGAUUUUCUCGUCCCGGUGGACUUUGAAGAGCAGGAGGCUGCCUCGACUAUCGGUCCCUUGACCCUCUCGGUACCAGCAUCGCCCGAGGAGUCCUGCGCCAUGCCCGACGAACUGGGCGUCUGCAAUGGCGGCACCAAGCAGCAGGUGGCUGCAGCUGCCGCCGGCAGUGGUGAAGCCAAGGAGCGUUCCUGUGACUCGCUGGUCAUGUGCAUUGUGACAACACUGAAUCAGGGCUUGCGCAAUGGCGGCGGCAUUGGGGACAUUCUGAGAGCACCUUCGAGCAAGGAGGGUCUUUUUGUGGCGCGCGUCAUCUACGAUCUGCUGUUCUUCUUCAUUGUGAUUAUUAUCGUGUUAAAUUUAAUUUUUGGCGUCAUCAUCGACACGUUUGCGGACCUGCGUUCGGAGAAGCAACAGAAAGAGGCUAUACUCAAGACGACGUGCUUCAUUUGCUCGCUCAACCGUUCGGCUUUCGACAACAAGACGGUCAGCUUCGAGGAGCACAUCAAGAGCGAGCACAAUAUGUGGCACUAUUUAUACUUCAUAGUGUUGGUCAAGGUCAAGGAUCCCACGGAGUUCACGGGCCCCGAGAGUUAUGUGUAUGCCAUGGUUAAGGCGGGCAUAUUGGAAUGGUUCCCAAGACUGCGCGCCAUGUCGCUAGCCGCUGUGGACGCCGAUGGCGAGCAGAUCGAGCUGCGUAGCAUGCAGGCGCAGCUACUGGAGACGCAGCUGCUCAUCAAGAAUCUGUCGACACAGCUGCACGAGCUCAAAGAUCACAUGACGGAGCAACGCAAACAGAAGCAGCGCCUGGGACUGCUCAACACGACAGCCAAUUGCCUGUUGCCGUUUCAGUGAAGCAAAGAUUGGGCCAACGGGUCGAGGCCAACUAAAAGCAAUUGAAUUUUAGACAUUCCCUUGUGUAGAUCUUGCACUAGAUAGAUGUAAACGUUAAAGUAUUGCCACAAAUUCCACAGUAACUUGUUAAAAUCUCAGUAGAAUCAAUAUAUAUCAAAAUAUUUCCGUUGGGUUUCUACUUAUAUUUUCUACUCGAAAGGAGACGUUUUACUGCUCCACUUACAACUCCACUUAUUUUUAUCCUAGACAUGAUCAAUUAUUCAAUUUGAAUAUGCCUUAACGUUGUAUUGGAUUCGAUUUUCUAAAAGAGAUUUGCUCAGCACAGAAGAAGUUAAGACUCGACCAUUUCCAAACGAAACCAACAACAACUAAAUACUUUACCACAUAAGGACAUUCGUAGAAACAAAUCUAUAUACAUAUAUAUAUAUAUUGUAAACUGAACUCACUCAGAAAACUUAGGGCUGUUGAAAUGUUGUUUAGUGGAUUUCUUGAUCCGCAUUUUCACAAUUUAGACAAGUUGUUUCCCCAUCUACUAUAUACACCCAACUAUAUAUCUCUAUAUACAUUUUUAUACCUACAUACUUUAUCAAUUACAAUUUAUCGCAAAGCGAAUUGGAAUAAUUACUUAAAUGUUAAUUUACGCUGUUUUCUGUUACUUAUCUAGCUGAUUAUUAAUUUUUAUAGAGUAAUUGUAUGUAUAAUAUUGGCAUUUUUUUUAAUCAUGUUACAUUUGCAACCAAAACUAACUAAUUAUUGUGAUUUGUUCGCUUGUUUUCAUCUAUUCGAAUUGUUUACCUUGUACACGGUACGAGUUUUGUUGGUUAAUUUUUUAUAAGCUAACAUUUAAUUAAAAUCCUAAGUGAAUCUAUUCUAAAAUUAAGCUACUUUAAAUGAAGAAUAUCAAAAAUAAAGUGUAGAAUUAUAUAAAAAUAAUAUAUUGAUUAAAAUAAGUUGUAAAACCAUCUAUGCGAUAGAUACAAA
Messenger RNA from Drosophila virilis, 10050 nucleotides. Lineage: Eukaryota; Metazoa; Arthropoda; Insecta; Diptera; Drosophilidae. The record is from RefSeq and is a predicted model, not a curated record.